UUCGACAAAUGAUCGAUCUGAUGACAAAGGUUUUCACAGAUCAAAUGCAUCAGCGCUUAUCAUGGACCCAAAUUCUGUGUGGCAUUGUCAUUCAAUUCCAAAGCAAACAUUUGGGGUCGAUCAGAAGGAAAGGUUGCAACUUGGCUGGUACCAAAGAUCAGUGACUGUGACAUCCUACAAUCACAAGCAUCUUAGUUACUUCAAGGUUUUAUUGUUUCACAAAAGAAAAAAGCUAAUCCUCUUUCUGCACUUAGCACAACAACACAUAAGGUUAAGUUGCUGUAGUUUUAGGGAUAUAUAUACAGAUAUAAUUUCAGAAAAUUAUGAAAUCCAGUCUGUUCAUAAAUUUGGCUCAAGAAUUUCAUUUUACAGUGAGACAACAAAGGAGGAGGGGAAGAAGUAAGCAGAAAGGAAUAGGGCAUAGCCUUAACAGCAAGCAAGCUUUUUGAGGACAAUGUGCUUCAAGCCAUGUGACAAAAGCAGUUGAGAUGGGAAUCCAUGGAGGUUUAGUCAAGAGUGUCUUCUCGAGAAAUCGAUCUUUUAAGACUCAUGAGAGCAAUGGGAGGAACAAUAUGACAGAACGGAGAAGAUGGAGCUCAGGUAGACUCAGAUCAUAUCUAUGUGGGGACGAAUUCAAUUCAAUGGUUGUAGACAAGGAUUCAGCUUCAGUUAAGAGCUUUGAAGCUAGUGUAUCGCAGCUCAAUUCAGUGAUGGUUGAGGUGGAUUCUUGUUCUGCUGAGAGCUCUGAGGCCACUGUCACACAACCAUUGCAAGAAGACUUAGUAGACAAGAAAGAUAUGCCCGUCUGCAACACAAUGUCUGAGGAGCUAGCAGCAAUCAUCAUCCAGUCAGCAUUUAGAGGCUUCCUGACUAGGUAUCAGAAUGAAGGGAUCAAAUCAGAGGGUAGUAAACAGGAGCUUGUUGUAGGAUCAGAAAGUCCAAGUAUGGAGUCUCUGGGGACAUCAGUUGAAGGUCAAACAGCAAAUUCGAUGGAAGUGCACUCAGUACAGGAGGAAAACUUGGCUGCUUAACAGCGGCUGACACAGCAGAAAGCUAGAGCUCAAGUGCUAAGGCUUAAGGAAGAUUGGGAUGAUAGCACAUUGAGUAGCAACAUGUCAAAAAUGAGACUGCAGAACAGAUUGGAGGCGACAACCAGGCGUGAGAGAGCAUUAGCUUAUGCCUUUUCGCAACAGCUACGGAUCUGUUCAAAGAAAAAACAAGCAAGAUCUGAUGGCACAGAACAAAAUAUGGGGUGGAGCUGGCUAGAACGAUGGAUGGCAACCCGCCUGCCUGAAAACUCAGGCUCCUUGGUCGAAACUCCUACAAGCAAUACACAUCUUGUUGAGCCAAUUGAUAGCAACCAGAGAAUUGUAAAGAUCAGGAAGAGAUUAUUUGAUGGAAUGAUUGAAGAAAAAGAAAGCUGUGGAUCUAAUGAGGUGACUGUUGCAUUUGAUAAUUUUUCAGUAACAGAAGAAUUAGGCAGUAGCUUCAACUCAGUUGAUCAAAACAGCUUCAAGGCUACAAAAGGUGUAUCACGACGGAAAACUGUGUCUAGUUAUGAGUAUGGGAAAGAUUACCUCAAGGUAAGCAAGAAGGAUUAUUUAAGGGAGGCUGAUAAAGAUGCAAUCGACAAGUCAAAGAAAACCCGGAGUGUCAUGUGCAGAAACUCGUCAUUUUGACAAUUACAGCUUUCUCAUUAGUCUUGUUGAAAUUUGACAAUGUAAGAGUAAAUAAGCAGAUCCUUGGUUUGGGAUUGUGUGAAUUGAAGUAUUUUUCUUGAUGACUCAUGUAAAUGUAGUUAAGCAAUGGAGAAUCAUCAUGCUCGAGUUUCAAAAAUGUUCAGAAGUGUACAUGCUCAGUAUCUGAGAUUGAAAUGGAGCUUAUUAUUGUGUUACUGACAACUGUAAUCUUUAGCAUAAAAAUAAUCAGCUUUAGACAUUCUGCAAUCUAAAGAAUU
This is a messenger RNA of Argentina anserina (silverweed cinquefoil), 1957 nucleotides long. RefSeq names its product protein IQ-DOMAIN 33. Lineage: Eukaryota; Viridiplantae; Streptophyta; Magnoliopsida; Rosales; Rosaceae. The record is from RefSeq and is a predicted model, not a curated record. Gene Ontology annotation, molecular function: protein binding.